This is a messenger RNA of Gloeophyllum trabeum ATCC 11539, 672 nucleotides long. RefSeq lists its product as uncharacterized. The coding region runs from base 198 to 602 and encodes 134 amino acids. The transcript is spliced from 2 exons. NCBI's taxonomy places the organism in Eukaryota, Fungi, Basidiomycota, Agaricomycetes, Gloeophyllales, Gloeophyllaceae. The record is from RefSeq and is a predicted model, not a curated record.
CUCGGGGGCCUUUAUUCUCUCCCUUCAGCAUAACUGACAGGUUCAGCCCUCGGUUUCGUGCCCUUCGUUCUUCUCGUCUUUCUUGUCGCCCUUGACUCCCUUUGCCUAACCCGUCUGUGACGGCUGCAAGUGCCAUUCAUUCACUCUCGAUCUCCUAACCAGCUGUCCACAUCACCUUCCCCUCUUCGACAAGCAUAAUGCGAGUGGCAUCUUUCCUUACCGCUGUCGCCUUCGCCGCCGGAGCGUUGGCUGGCCCGAUCUAUUCCCGCACCACUCAAGUCACUGAUGUCAAGUGCACUGACCCAAACACGACAUUGGACUCUCACACAUCCAACGUAGCCCUCCUUCAAAUUUGCGGCGGCAUUGCCGGGUCUAUCCAGAAGUGCCAAGGCAACCCAACCACGACCACCGGUGAGAGCGGCAAUGUCCGCUUCAGCAUCACACCCGUGGUUCAGGGUGCCACCAUCAACGUCUCGAAGGGUCGGUGGGAGCAGGGCAUUAAGGCAGCUUUCGCAGUCUGUGGGCAAAAUAAGCCUUUCGAGGCUACCUUUGACAAGGGUGCGAGCACGGGGGAUAUAAGGGUGACGUACGGGCCGAAGUAGGGUUGGAAUGGGAUAGAACGCUUUCUGGCGGUUCGCUUGUUGAGGCAGUAGAUACAUUACUAGUACUGCC